AGGGUACCCACUGCCCGCCCUCCGGGCCCUGGCCCUCCGCCCCGGCCGCGCCCUGGGCGCAGCCCCUUUUGGCACCGCGGCUCCCAGGUGCCCGGCGCAAAGGCGGAGCCGGACUGCAGCCGCCUGGGUGGCGCCACCGAGACCCCCGGGUGUUCGCAGGUCCCGGCGCUACGGCUCCGACUCCCGCAGCAUCCCCGGCAGCGGCUCCAACAUCCCCGGGAACCCGAGACUCUCCGGUCGCGCACAACCAGCGGACGCCACCACCAUGAGCGCGGGGCCGCGAUGGCCAGCACCCGGCAGCUUGCCUGCGCUCUGCGCCUCGCUGCUCCUGCUGGGUCUGCAGCCGCCACCCGUGCGCACCGAGGGGAAACUCUUCCUGCUGGAGUCUCAGAACGGCUCUCGGGGCCUGGACCUGGAGGCAGCUCGGCUCUCCUGCAGGAGCAGGGGUGCCCACUUGGUGUCUGCCGGGGAACUGAAGAGAGUGGUCCGAGACUGUGCCUUCGCAGUGUGCACGACAGGCUGGCUGGCUGACGGCACCCUUGGGACAACUGUGUGCAGCAAAGGGAGCGGCGAACAGCCAAUCGUGAGAGCUGUCGAUGUGAGAAUUGACAGCCACCCUGCUCCCGGUACCAAGUACAACGCCCUUUGCAUUAAGGAUGAAGAGAGGCCGUGUGGAGACCCACCAUCCUUCCCACACACCAUCCUCCAGGGUCGCACUGGCUUGGAGAUGGGGGACGAGCUGCUGUAUGUGUGUGCACCAGGCUCCGUUCCAGGCCGUCGAGAGACCGCCUUCACCUUGCUGUGCAACAGCUGUGGGGAGUGGUACGGACUGGUACAAGCCUGUGGGAAAGAUGAGGCCGAGGCCCACAUUGACUAUGAAGACAAUUUCCCAGAUGACAGAUCUGUGUCACUCAGGGAACUCAUGGAAGACUCCCAGGCAGAGGGAGACGAGGAAAAGGCUCAGGAGGACGCCUCUGAGGAGACACCAAAACAAGACCGUCUGGUCUUCACCUCUGUGUCUAAAGAAAACAUAGCCCAGGAGAAAGCCUUCAUGCCGACCACAGGCUUGCCCGGCCCUGGGAGCAGGGUCCACACAGACUGGCCCAGAUCCCGCCUAAACAGGAAGUACUCACUCUGGUUUCCUGCUGAGACGGUCCACAAGUCAGAGCUGGAAAAGGAAGUGGGGGAUGAAACCAAAGAUCCACUUCCUGCUGGAGAAAAUCACACCGAAGGAAAACUGGUCCCAGGGGAGUCUGAAACCAGGCUGGUGGUCUAUGCCACCACCGACAGCCCCUCGGAGCCGUUUGUGGAUAGGAACGACAGCAGAGCAGAGGACCCGGUGGUGAGCAGCAGUGACGACUCUUGGUUAGAUGGCUACCCUGUGACAGACGGGGCCUGGAGGAAGGUAGAGGCAGGGCGGGAGGAUGAUGGGUCAGUGGGACUGGACGAAAGUGUUCUCGUGACCCCUGACCAGCCUACUGGGAAAGUUAAGGUGCAGAAUGCCACCGUCACCACAAGCGAAUCUGUGAUACACAGUUCGAUUGUUCCGUCUGAAAUGCUCGAUGUAGAGGCACUGGUUCCAGGACCCAUGGAUGUGUUCGAGACUGAGGCUCCCCACACCGGCGAUGGUGACUUGACUAAGUAUCAAUCAACCAUACCCCGGAGAGUCACCACAGAGUGGCUACCCAUGGCCACCUUACCCUAUGAACUCACCACCUCCACCCAAGAGACGGUCCCAACAACUGUGCAGCAGACACUUAAACUCAACCCCUCGACUAGUGUGGAGGCCACCCAACCUCCAGCAGAGGCCACCCAGCCUCCAGCAGAGGCCACAGCUCCUGAGGUUCAGGACAACUUCCCAUACCUACUGUCUGAGGACUUCUUGGGACAGGAGGGUCCUGGGCCUGGUGCAAGCGAGAAGUUUCUUCCAACCUUGGCACCAUGUGUGGGGAACGAGUGUCCCAACUUAAGGAGAGGCCCAGUGAUCGCCAUCAUUGUCACUGUCCUGUGCCUGCUGCUGCUCCUGGCGGUCGUGGGGGCUGUGUGGGGCUACCGCAGGUACCAGCACAAGAGCUCUGUAUACAAGCUGAACGUAGGACAGCGGCAGGCUAGACACUACCACCAGCAGAUCGAGAUGGAGAAGGUCUAGCCUCUGUCAGCAUGGCUUCUCACAAAGCCGCUUGGAGGAAGGCUAACUGUGAAGCACCACACUGAUAAUUCUCAGGAUCGAAGGUGGAAAGGGUUCACCCUCUAAAGUUCAAGCCUUCCUUCUACACACUGAGAAGUGUUUCUGGAGGCACCUAGAGAGCGGAAAGGGUCUGGUGGAGUCCUCCUCAACUGUGCUCCCUGGAAUUCGCUGCCCAAAUCACAGACCUCUGCUUUGGCCCCGUUCCAACGUAAGGUUGGGUUGUUGUUUAAAGCACCUCCUGUUUUUAUCGCACUAAUGUCUUUGCAUCUUUAGGGAGUCACAGACUCCAUGCCCUGAAAUAUAGGAAAGAGUUUCGAUGAGCUGCGCAUCCGGGGGCCAUGUUAGGAAACAGACGUUGCACUGUGGACCAGGACAGGGAAGGGUCAUGCUAUUGCCUUUCAGUGUGACGGUGCCUAGGACAAACGAAUCUCGAGCCAGAACAUACAUUAUAAACUUUGGAGUUCCUUUUUCUGUUUGCUGAAGUUGGAGAGAAUUUAACACUGAUGUUUUUUUGCCUUGGUGCAUGAGGACCAAACAGGCACAUGCCCACCCCUGGUCCCGCAAUUGUGGGACAGCCCACUGUUUUCCUUUAAGAACAAGGUGACCUUAGUGCCAGUGAGGACAACAUCCGGUGUCCCUGUCUGCUCUGUGCCUACAAGUGCCUGGGAUUGCUACCAGGGCUGAUGACAAAGCCCAACUCUUAGUCUCCUCUCUCGGGAUUAACUGUUUCUCUGAACUCCAGUAAGAGGGAACGAUGUGGAAGGGGGAUAAUGUCUGACAAAGCACAAAGACUGGCAUAUCGAAUACGGGUGCCUGCUUGGCAGAGAAGCAGUGAAUGUGGACAUGGAUUGCUCUGGGUUGAUCUAGCCCAGCCAUUUCCUGUCAGAUUGACCAUCGAGUGGCAUCUCACCAGGUGUGGUUUCUACAAGGAUGUUUAUCAGACCAGCAACGCAUCACCGGGUGAUUGGUUGGAGACAUACAUUCUUUUCUUUUGGCGUGGAGGGUUGUUUUGGUUUGGUUUUCCAGACAAGGUUU
Molecule: messenger RNA, 3223 nt
Organism: Microtus ochrogaster (prairie vole)
Lineage: Eukaryota; Metazoa; Chordata; Mammalia; Rodentia; Cricetidae
Gene: Susd5
Product: sushi domain containing 5
Biological process (GO): Notch signaling pathway; cell adhesion
Molecular function (GO): hyaluronic acid binding
Source: RefSeq, a predicted model, not a curated record